Messenger RNA from Lymnaea stagnalis (great pond snail), 8956 nucleotides. The record is from the annotation of a GenBank genome assembly. Lineage: Eukaryota; Metazoa; Mollusca; Gastropoda; Lymnaeidae.
AGGUAUUGGACAUCUUCUGAGAUUUGCCAAGGAUCCGGUGGACCAACUCCGGGUGUUGAGAAAACAAUAUGGCGAUGUGUUCAAGGUCUACAUGGGGACCAUGCCAGUUGUGUUCAUCAAUGGAUAUGACGUGGUUCAUGAAGUACUACAUGUCAGGGGGGCUGAAUUCGCGCAACGCCCCCAAACAUUUAUUGCCGACAGGUUGGCGGACCAUAAAGGUAAAUUGAUUAGAGAAUUUUUUAAAACAUUUCUGUUUAUAAAUUUGUUGAGCAGAUAUAAAUUGUUUCUGUACGUAACGUGUUUAAAACCAACCUUCUGUUUCUCCUACUCUUGCUCAUCAACAUAACUUAAUGUAGAAUCUAGAAGUGUCAAAAUGUGCGCUCAUCAACACAACUUAAAAUGCAGAAUCUAGAAGUGUCAAAAUAUGCGCUCACCAACAUAGCCUUAUGUACAAUCUAUACGUGUCAAAUGUGCGCUUAUUAACGUAACCUAAUGUAGAACUUGAAGUUUCAAAAUGUGCACUCAUAAUCAUAACCUUUAUUUAGUUUCUAGAAGGGUCAAAAUAUGUGCUCAUUAAAUAACCUUUAUGUAGAGCCUGUAGUGUCAAAAUCUGGCUAAAACAAACUUUGUGUCAUAACAGUUACAGUGAACUUAUUGUAUUUUGAAUUCUUUUGUAGCACCAUGUGUUUAAGAAAUUCUAACUUGAUGAAAUGCAUAAUGUUGAACGAUACUAUCAAGGGGCAUAUUACUAGUAUAUUUUUGUAUGCAGCUCUGCAAUCAUUAUCUGUAGUCGAUUCUGUACAUGGUAUUGGGCGAUGUUAAAAUAAUUCUUUUUAACGUGCCUGACUUUUUCAAUGUGCCAUGUUGUAAUACAAACAGUGUUAAUGAACCCAAACAAUCAUUUUCCUCCCCUAGGUUUGUUAAACACAAGUGGACAUGUCUGGACGGAGCAGAAGCAAAAUAUUGUGAAGACGUUACGCAAGCUGACCGCAGCUGGUGGACUCUUGGAGCGCUACAUGGAGACUGCUUUGAACAAUUUGGCUGACAACUUCAACUGUCUGAUACAGAAGGGGGAGGGUGGACAAGUCGAUGUUGCACCUGUGUUGAAGAGGUCCGUUUGCUCAAUAUCCUUCGCCAUGGCAUAUGGACGUCAACUGGAUCUAAAUUCGGACCUACUGUUGUCCUACACGGAAAUGAUUGAGCAGUUUUUGGGGUAAAUAUCUUAGAUUUAAAAAAAAACAAAAAAAAAACAAUGCUAUCAUAAUAUUUGAAACACUUGACACACCCACACACACACAAACACACACACACACGCUCGCGCACACACAUAUGUCUACGUACUUUUAUUUAAUAGUUAAAUGUUGAAACAAGAAAUGGUCAACAUUAAAUUACUGAAAGAGAUUACACAUUUACAUCUCUUACAUAUUUAAUCAGAGGCGUCUUUAGAGUUUGUGUCAACCGGUGCGGUAAUCGCAUGGCGUAACUCCUCACAUAGCCUUCCAUUCUUAUUUCAAAAACCUCCCCCUUCCCCCCUGCUCUGUGCAAGUCUUAACCACAUUAUACAGAAUCUCCAAUAGCAUUGUUCGUAAGACAAGUUGAGUAUAUUGAAUUUGAGGAAACAGCGUUAGAAAAAAUUGCGUCAAAAGUACUUUGCUUUUAAAUAUAAAUAUCAACAGAGAAGGUUCAACAGGAAGUCGUGGUGCUGUGACGCCAUGAGUUUCUGGCAGCGACUCUUGUGACGCCAUGAGUUUCUGGCAGCGACUCUUGUGACAGCAAAGAGAUUAAACAAUGAUUAAACCUCCCUUACACUCAUUAGCUGACUCCUAAAUUAGAGCGCCACUAACUCAUAUGACUUAACUUAAGGCAAAGCGAAAACCGUACCAAACGUUAUGACGGAACCCUGCUCUAGUGGCAACCUGUUUUUCUUAAGGUACUCGAUUCUGCUGGCUCUCGAUCGUAUGGCAUACUCUUCUUGUAAUUAAAUUAGAUAUGAAAUGAGUCCGACGUGAGCGAGCUCUCGCAAAUUUACAAUUUUACAAAUUGGUUGUCAUUAGAGUUACCAACCGUCAGAAAAUUUAGCAAUAAAAGUUCAACAUUUUCAUUGUCCGUAACAAUUGCGCACAUUUAGAAUAUUUGUCCGGUAAUUUAUUUUUCUUGAGUAUGCAACCUUGGGUGUCACCCCCUCCUCCCCUUUGAUGUUGCCACCAGGUGCGGCCCGCAUCCCCAAAACUCCCUAGUGACGUCACUCUAUUUAACAUAUUUGUAUGUGAGUACAAGGCGAUUAAACGAACGAGUGUGGGAACCAAAAAAAAAACGUAUGGCUGCAAAGUGAGAACUGCUGAGUGAACUGUUUCCCUACUAACACAAUUUGUUCACUAUUAAGUAUGAGCACUCCAGAAAAAGACUACGCUGAGACACUUGAGGAUUUAUUUUAAAAAAAAAACUCAUGUUAUAAUAUGUCACGUGAGCCUCACUUAUAACUUUUGUGGCUGGAUGUCACGUGUGUCCACGCCUGGCUUCAACUAUCGUACCAUGAAGUCAUAAUCAGUCCCUUCCAGAACCUUCCUUGAUUGUUUGAAUUAUUGGUUCACCUUUCGCAAAAAAAUAAAUAAUUAAUUAAACUUAUAAAAUUAUGUUGUAAGAAAUAUGUUUGAUGUCCCCUCAAUAGAAAUAAUUCCUAAAAGUUUAAAUUGCAUAAACACACACUAAUUUUGUUUCAUAUGUUUGUCUUCUUUUUUUUAAAACUAAGUGACAAAAGCUUGCAAAUUUUUCUAGGAUGGGCUCGUCUGCUUAAUAAUUUAAUCAUCAAGUACAAGUCUGCCAAUCUAUGCUUCAACUCGUUCACUGACCCUCACUUUCCUGUCUAUCUCUCUGAACUGUUGCUUCCUUACAUCCCCACAAGACAACUACGCUCUUCCAUGUUCUGGAACCAGCUCCCCUUCCAUAUCCGUCAUUGUGAAACUUCGUCCACUUUCAAAAAGUCCCUUAAAACCCAUUUGUUUAGGUGCGCCUAUGACCUGUGAUGCACCCUCCUUGCCCUGCCUCAUUUUCUGUUCCUGUAGUAUAGGCCAAAACGUGCCAAAGUGUCCUCGUUUUAUAGCCAUUUUAAUUGUUUCUAUAGUAUAGUAGUUACUAUCCUAAUGUCUCAUUUUUAUUUUACUUAGUUUACAUGUUUUAAUAAUUGUAAAGCGCUUAGAGACUUAAGGUUAGAGCUAUUUAAAAAUGCCUAAAUAAAUAAAUUGGAAACUACAAUAAACUAUAACUUCAAGAGAGAAAAACAAACGGUAAAAUAAACAGUUUAUAAUUUUAUUUCAUUAGAAAACAAUGUUUAAGGUUAUGUCAACAUCCACAUAGAGCCAUCAGCGUGACGCUACACGAUAUUACUAUAUUCAUUUAGUAUUCAUUUAGAGAGCACGACUAUUGCACAGCUGGCGCAUGCUCAAAGUUGAGCUGAGACAUCCGGUCAUGGGGGCAUCUAGCAUGGCGUAUGAGGGGGGGGGGACUGUGGCAGGAUGUCUCUGGUGGGCGUGUAGCAAGACGUCUUGGGGCAUCUAGCAAGCAUUGUAGGGCGUGUAGCAGGAUAUUUCUAUGGACGUGUUGCAAGUCGUCUGGGGUGUGUAGCAAGACGUCUUGGACGUGUAACAAGACGUCUGGGGCGUGAGGCAGGAUAUCUCAUUAAAAAUUGUUCAUGUUGCUCUUUCUUUGUAUUGCAUUUUUUACUUGAUUUAAGUAAAGGUUUAAUUGGACAUCACUUAUUUUGCUAACAGUUGUCUAAACAUGGCCGUUAUGACCACGUUCAUUCCGUACAUACAUCUACUACCCAAAGACCCUGUGGGAUACAGAAAAUGUAAGAAGCUGUCAUUGACGAUUGAGCGGGACUUUGUGACACCUGAGCUGGAGAGACUGGCUAAGGUACAGUCGAACAAGGUAAAUGGAAGCUUGAAAUAGAGAGACAAGACAUUUUAAAAGCGUACUUAUUAACAUUAAUUUCAUUAAUUAAGGAAUUCUCGACAGGAGAGACGAUUCCAGUUUAUCCUUAAACACUCUAUAAAUUCUGCAAAUUACAAGAGAAAUUAAGGAUAAUUACAUAAGCACAUGACUAUCAUAUCAAUAUCGCAUUAGUAUCAAAUCACCAUCCCAUUAUUAUCAUAUCCCCAUAGCAUCAGUACCAAUCACCACAUAAAAGCAUGACAUAAAAGUGUUGAAUCUGUACAUUCAAACAGUUCUCAAAAAAUGGUGUUUGUUGCUUUUCAAAUUUUUUUUAUUUUCAAUUUAUCACGAAUUUCUAGUAAUACGUUGUUUGGUGCAACUUUAAAAAAAUUUAAAACAGCCACUUGCUAAACGCAGGUUAUCUAAUGACUCAUUUGUUGACAGAUGUACGCAAAAGACCAGACACCCCAGGCAUCAAACAACAACUCGAGCAGCAAUGGAUCUCCUUCCACUUUGUGUUUCGCUGGAGCUUACAUUGAAGAGAUGAAUGACAAAAGGCGGAAGGAUAUCUCCACAAUACUGUCAGGUGUGUAUCGGAAUUGAGAAAAUAACUUUUGUAUUAAUGUGGUUCAUCUUUAUUUUUAUUUUGUACGUAUUUGAGUGAUAUAAAUAAUUUUAAUUUCACUUAUGUAAAAAUUGAUAUUGUGUAAUAAUUAUUAUUGUUUUAAUUUUUUUUAAAUAAAAUAAAUUCUUAUUAUUUUUAAAGUUUGACAAAAAUAGAAAUGAUUCUUUCUUGAAACAUCAUCCCUUAAAUUCUAUCGCUCCACAGAUGAGCAUCUUCCGAAAACGAUCUCAGAAAUAAUGCUUGGAAGCUUUGACACCAUCACCCCGACUUUGGAGUGGUUCUUAAUCUACAUGACCCACCACCAGGACGUCCAGAAGCGAUGCAGACAGGAGAUUCACAAGUUUUUGGCGAAUGACAGUCUCGAUGCGUCAGGCAUAUCACAGCUGGCCUACACACGGGCCACCAUCAUGGAAGUACAGAGGCACGCAAACAUAGGUAACUUGGUGCAAACAAUCAACAUUGUGUCAUUUAAAUGAAAUGUGUUUCAAAGGUUACAUGUGAAUUAUUUGCUGUAUGAUGGGAUUUUUAGAGUAUACGGAUAAUUAGGAUUUUACAUAAACUUAUGAAAAAAUGGCUACAUAAUAAAAGGAUGGUUGAAGAGAAUAUUGAGUGUUUUGCAGUGUGGUGGAAAGGAGUGUUUAGUAACUUACUUAAUCAAAUUUUAAAUACUUGUAUAUGCCAUGUUAUAUUAAAUGCAUAUCUUGAUAUUUUCUAAAGUCCCCAUGCCCCCCUGCCACACGUCUGACAAGGACACACACAUCAACGGGUACUUCAUCCCGAAGAACACGGCAAUCAUUCGCAAAAGACCAGACACCCCAGGCAUCAAACAACAACUCGAGCAGCAAUGGAUCUCCUUCCACUUUGUGUUUCGCUGGAGCUUACAUUGAAGAGAUGAAUGACAAAAGGCGGAAGGAUAUCUCCACAGUACUGUCAGGUGUGUAUCAGAAUUGAGAAAAUUACUUUUGUAUUAAUGUGGUCAUCUUUAUUUUAAUUUUGUAUGUAUUUGAGUGAUAUAAAUAAUUGUUAAUUUCACUUAUAUAAAAAAUUGAUAUUGUCUAAUAAUAAUUAUUGUUUUAAUUUUUUUUAAAUAAAAUAAAAUCUUAUUAUUUUUAAUGUUUGACAAAAAUAGAAAUUAUUCUUUCUUGAAACAUCAUCCCUUAAAUUCUAUCGCUCCACAGAUGAGCAUCUUCCGAAAACGAUCUCAGAAAUAAUGCUUGGAAGCUUCGACACCAUCACCCCGACUUUGGAGUGGUUCUUGAUCUACAUGACCCACCACCAGGACGUCCAGAAGCGAUGCAGACAGGAGAUUCACAAGUUUUUGGCGAAUGACAGUCUCGAUGCGUCAGGCAUAUCACAGCUGGCCUACACCCGGGCCACCAUCAUGGAAGUACAGAGGCACGCAAACAUAGGUAACUUGGUGCAAACAAACAACACUGUGUCAUUUAAAUGAAAUGUAUUUCAAAGGUUACACGUGAAUUAUUUGCUGAAUGAUGGGAUUUUUAGAGUAUAAGGAUAAUUAGGAUUUUAGAUAAACUUAUGAAAAAAUGGCUACAUAAUAAAAGGAUGGUUGAAGAGAAUAUUGAGUGUUUUGCAGUGUGGUGGAAAGGAGUGUUUAGUAACUUACUUAAUCAAUUUUAAAUAGUUGUAUAUGCCAUGUUAUAUUAAAUGCAUAUCUUGAUAUUUUCUAAAGUCCCCAUGCCCCCCUGCCACACGUCUGACAAGGACACACACAUCAACGGGUACUUCAUCCCGAAGAACACGGCAAUCAUGACCAACAUGGACUCUCUGAUGAUGGGACCGGAAGUGGGAGACGAUCCAACAGAGUUCAGACCAGAACGAUUUCUUACAGAAGACGGGAGGCCAUUUUAUCCUAAAUGGUUCUUGCCGUAUUCAACAGGUUGGUCAUUAUAUAGUCUUGCAACUCUUCAAAACAGCACAUUUAAUGUUGCAUGAUGAUGACUUUAGCAUACUUAAAAGAUUCAAAAACAUUUUAGAAUAACUAAUUUGUAUAUAAAUUUGCAUUCUGAUUAUGUAACAUAAUCCAAACACAUUAUAUAUAUAUUUUUAUAUAACUUGACAGUAAACAUACCAUUUAUUGAUAAAAAGAGGCGCCAUCUUUGGGCAUUGUCCUGGUCGCAGAUUUCCAUUGACACGGGCCUUACGACAAAUAAAAAUGUCCUAAAUUUAAAAAAAAAAAAAAACAUUCCAUUCUUUUUAUUUUUUAAAUGUUUAACUAGGAUUUCAAACGCUAUGUGGUGGUCGAUAGUAGAUAGAAAUUUAUCAUUCAAACUGCUGUAUAAUGAUAGAAUAUAGAUAGUGGCAAGUUGAAGACAUUGUUGUAAAAUAUAAGUCACCUCCACUCAAUCAGAAAUAAAAGUAGGCUAGUUGCCCUAAGCUAUUAUUAUAGAAUACAUCAAUAUAUCAAUUUCCCAUUUCCCAUACAGCUGUAGAUAAAUCCUAAAUGAUAAUUUUUGUCAUUUAAUUGUCACGUCAGCUAUUAUAUUUGUAUCCCCCCAGGUAAAAGAAUGUGCCCAGGAGUUAGUAUUGCCAAGAAAGAAUUGCUCGGCUUGGCUGUUGGGCUUCUCUCAAAGUUCCACUUCAGUGCCCCUGUGGUGGAAGGCAAAGAAGUGCUGCCGUCUUUGGUCGGUGUGAUGGGCUUGACAAAAGCGCCACUUCCAUUUAAGCUGUGCGUUCAGUCGGUGUAAAGGUGUUGUGUUUCCACAGGCGUGUCAACGACACACUACAUUCUUUGAGUUCUACUGGAUGAACAAACAUUGUUCACACCGAACACAACAACAUGACAAUCGUGAUCAUAACGCAUGUGUAAUUCCUUGAAAUUGUGAUGCAGUCAUGCGAUUAGAGAAUUUUCACGCACAUCAAUUUAACGUAAUCAAAUUUUAACCAAGUGCAUCCUCUUUAUAUUCAACAUGCGUCAUAAAUCAUAGAUUUUGGUUUUCAUCCGUUAACAUUUGUAAGUUACUAAAGCUAUAGAGAAAAUAAAACGUGAUCAAAAAUUCAGUUUGACGGCGUCGAGUGGUUGUGCUAGAACACUCACGUGACUAAACUAUGGAGUAGAUCUGCUCUGAAAUCUGUGAUAAUGCUGGCUUUCGGGGAAGUUUGAAGAGUUCAACUUCCCCUAACAAUUUCCCACUAGGAACAAACUGCAAAGUUUUUUUUUAUACUGACGCUAUAGGAGUAGUUAUACAUCGAUGCGCGCUUUUAACUUGUGCUAAGACAGGUUGCAGUCUAUUACAGGGUUGUAUAUUCCAAGCUUUGGUUCGCCAUUUUUUUGUAUACAUUGAGAUUCAUGUUUAGACAAAAAUGAGAUCUAGUUGGACGAUAAAUAAAUGCAGGGUAAAAAAAAAAACAUUGUUGAAAAGGGAAAAAAAAAGUGUGUGGAGGGUGGGGGGGAGGGGGCACUAAUACACGUUCCAUUUGUAACGAGGAAACUUUAAAACGUGUGGGUGCCUAAUUCGGGUUAUGUGAAAUUUAAUAAGGUCAGAUACAGAUCUAGAUUGUAAAAUGUGUUUCAGUGAUUCAAUAAACCCCCUGUAGGUUUCAGUUCCAAAUGUUCUAUAGAUUUGAUUCAUGGGUUUACAUUGAAAUCUUUUCAAGUUAUUUAAAUUUACCCGAAAACAAUCCAUCUCUUAUUUAUGCAAAGCAAUAUUUGGAAAUGAAAAAAAAAAAAGGCCACAUAUUUUUAAAUAAAUAAAUAAUAAAUUGAAUCAUAAACGAUAAAGGACUAACAGCCCCUGCUGAUUUCUUUAGUUUCGUGGUUGUUUUUUUUAAAAAACCACCAUGGUGUGCUAAAAUUUUUUUGAAUUUAAAUCAAACGCUACUUUCAAUAAGUGAAACUUUAAGUUGAAUUUUAUUUCUUAAAAAAAAAAAGGCCACAUAUUUUUAAAUAAAUAAAUAAUAAAUUGAAUCAUAAACGAUAAAGGACUAACAGCCCCUGCUGAUUUCUUUAGUUUCGUGGUUGUUUUUUUCAAAAGACCACCAUGGUGUGCUAAAAUGUGUUUGAAUUGAAAUCAAACGCUACUUUCAAUAAGUGAAACUUUAAGUUGCAUCUUAUUUCUAUCCAUUCCGAAUGUACAUUGUAAAAAUAUGCCACCUGGGUUUUAUUUUUAUUUAUCCGUAAUCUAUUUUUUUUUCCCUUAAUAUAAUCCGUACGGAUGGCAUUGUUGAAUUUAAAAAAAUUAAAUUCACGUGAUAUUACGUACAACAGACAGAAACAAAUAAAUAUAUGUAUAUUGCACGAGUAUAUCCUUAAUCAUUGAGUUUUGCACUUGAGGAAAAAAGUAUUUCCUGAAAAAAAGUAUUAUAAAGUCCCUUAGCAAGGAUAAAAGGAUGUAUACUAUGUAUCUUUCUAUUUGAAAUUCUAUUUGAAAUAAAUAACUUUUU